Messenger RNA from Pollicipes pollicipes, 2427 nucleotides. Its product is annotated as ankyrin repeat domain-containing protein 17-like. Gene Ontology annotation, molecular function: protein binding. NCBI's taxonomy places the organism in Eukaryota, Metazoa, Arthropoda, Thecostraca, Pollicipedomorpha, Pollicipedidae. The transcript is spliced from 18 exons. The record is from RefSeq and is a predicted model, not a curated record. Gene Ontology annotation, biological process: innate immune response. Gene Ontology annotation, cellular component: cytoplasm. Bases 1 to 2427 code for a protein of 808 amino acids.
AUGGCUGCCACCCUGGAGGUGGUGCGGCUGCUCAUCAGCAGCGCCGACAGAGCCGCCGGGAGUCCGAUCUCGCCGCUGCUGUUGGCAGCGCAACAUGGCCAUCUGGAGGUGGUCCGGCUUCUGCUCGGUCAAGGCGCCGACACAGAAAUUGUUAACCAAGCAGGACACACCGCCUUAGUGGAGGUGGCCAGAAAAGGGCUCACUGAGCUGGUGGCCCUUCUGCUCUCGUAUGGCGCUCAUGUCAACUUCAUCACAGAGGACGGCAAAAGCUCGGCACUGUCGUUGGCGUGCGCCAAUGGACACCUGGAGACGGCCCGCAUCCUGGUCAAGGUCACGAUCUCAGGGGACGGAGCCGAGAUCAACAACUGCGCUGUCCCACCGCUGUUUGAGGCCGCAUGUGUCGGCAAGGACGAGAUCGUCGAUUGGCUGCUGCGGCUGGGCGUUCCGGUGCAGCAUCAGAACAGUGACGGAGACACGGCACUGAUCAAGGCAGCCCGGCACGGCCAGACGGCGGUGGGGCGCAUCCUGCUGGAGCACGGCGCUGAUGUGGAGGCGCUGAACCACUGCAACCGCUCAGCGCUGAUGGAGGCGGCUGCUGGAGGCUACAGCGGUGUCGUGCUGUUGCUGUUGGGCUAUGGCGCGAACGUGAACCGGCCCUCGCCCGACAACACAGCUACGGCCCUGAGCCUGCUGGCCUCCCUGAUCGAUAUGGAGAUGGACUCGGAUGAAGAAGGCGAUCCCCAAGGUGGGAGGUAUGACAGCCAGGACAGAAAAGGCCACAGGCAGGGCGAAGCUCAGCAGACACAGGACGCGGACUUGUUCUGGCAGGACAGAGAACUCCAGAAGCGAGAGAACAAUGUAUUCAGGCAGGACGAAAACUGCUUCAUCGAGGGGGAAGACGUUCUCAGCCAGGAUGAAACGUCAUACUCGAGCGACAGCUCAACAGAAUGCUCCGAUGACACGGACGACAAUGCCUCUGACGAUGAUGAUGAAGACGAUGAUGGUGAUGACGCAGAGGCAGCGGCUUCUGAGGCCUCUGACUCAGAGGCAGCGGCUCAGCCUCUGAGCGGCCCGGUGACCGGCGCCCAGCUCACCCGCAGGGCUGAGUUCCUCAGGCAGCAGAGGCUGGACAUCCGGGAGAGCAUUGUCCAGUACCUGCGGGACGAUGCCGCCCUGUCUCGUCUGAAGACCACGCUGAGGCAGCAGGAGACAGUGACGCCCGCCGAGAGGGAGGCCUUCAUGCUGGAGAGGGACAGGUUGCAGCAAGUCCACCAACAACUUCAACAGCGGCUGCGGGAGAGCGAACAAGAGAUCACGGAAGAUUUCAAGGUCAUCCACCAGAACGAGGAAGUCCCCAUAUCGCCCCAGCAGAUAGAAGCAAGAGGAAGGCGAUUUUUGCCGGAAUUUCUGGUGAAUCGGGUGUCGUUCAGCGACCAGCAGUCGCCACUGGGCAUGGCCUGCUCCCUGGGAAACGUCGAGGUGCUGCUGCUGCACAAGGGCGCCAACCACAGGCACCAGGCCAGCGGCUCGCUUGAAACGCCGCUUACGGUGGCUUGCAUGGGCGCUCAUCACCAAAUCGCCCACAUCCUCAUCCAAAGGGGCGCCCGUGUGGAGCACCGCAACGGCCACGACAACACGCCGCUGAUGCUGGCGGCGGCCAGCGGCAGUGUACAGAUCGUCCGACUACUGCUGAGGGAGGCGGUCGACAUCAACAGCAGGCGGUCCUCCCGCUCCAACGUCACGCCACUGAUACUGGCGGCCAGCCACGGACACCUGGAUGUCGUCAGAUAUCUGCUGAUGAAGGGCUGUGACGUCUCGGCCAGGGUCAAGGGCAACAAGCAGACGGCCUUGACCUUAGCUUGCUUCAAGGGCCACGACGAGGUGACGGAGAUGACGCCGCUGAUGGCGGCCGCCUACCAAGGCUUCCCGAAGGUGGUGCGGCUGCUGCUGGAGCGAGACGUAGAUGUCAACGCCACGGUGCCCGGCGGCGGCGGCAAGACGGCGCUCAUGCUCGCCGCCUGGCGCGGCCACACCACCCUCGUCAUGCUGCUCAUCGCCAGAGGGGUGGCAAUCGAAGCCCGCAACACGGCGGGCCGCACUGCCCUCUGGUGGGCGCUGGACGCGGGUCACGGCACCAUAGCACGGCUGCUGCAGACGUGCGGCGCCUCGGUCGACGUGCAGGACACCAGACAGGUGUCGUGCAUCAUGGCGGCGUACCGCGGCGGCAACGUGGAGCUGGUGCGCUGGCUGUUGGAGUGUGUGUCGCAGCUGCCGUCUGUUGCCGAGCUGAAGCAGUGCCUCCGGUCCCGCUCGAAGAAGCGCUCGAUAGCCCUUCGCGGGCCCCCGCUACCUCUGGGGACCCUGUUUAAGCGUCGCGCACAGUGCCUGUACUUCAUCCGAGCCGAGAUGAAGCAGCGGGGAUACUGA